Molecule: messenger RNA, 2683 nt
Organism: Nerophis lumbriciformis (worm pipefish)
Lineage: Eukaryota; Metazoa; Chordata; Actinopteri; Syngnathiformes; Syngnathidae
Source: RefSeq, a predicted model, not a curated record
UAUUGAUGUUUAUAAUAUUGACUUACUGCUUUGUUUGGGAUGGCGAACACUCCAAACUGUCGUCCGCUUCUCAACUCUGAUUUGAAAAUGAUUGGCCAGUGAGGGAACAGUUCGGUGACGUCACACCACUUUACUCGCUGUCAAUUCGCUGUCGGAAGAAGAAGUGGGCGGGACUUCCCCGCCUAAAAGCAGUCAUUGGCUGACGCCAUGGAAACGACGCGGAAGUGUGGCGUUACAAGCUCGGCCAACAUGCUAUAUACUAGCACAAUGUAUGCUCAUUCUUUUUAACAUGAACGCCUUCCAAGUGUUCUAAAACAAAUGUACAUUUAAUGCUUAAAAGCAACCAUACUUCCAGUUACCUUGUUCUUGUCGUCGCGCAGUCAGUCAAAGUUAGCUGCUUCGCUAAUGCUUCUCCGACGCCGCUGAUGAAAUGAUAAAAGCUAAAAUACUCCUAAUUGGUCCAAACGAGAGUGGGAAAAGUGUCCUCGCAAACUUCCUCUCAGAUGCAACGGAAAAUGUGGGAGGAUACUGGAAUUUGAAUCCCAACUGGAAGGUAGCGGUGACAUGAAGUCAUGUGAGGUGGAGCUGUGGGACUGUUCCGGAGAUUUCAAAUUUGAGUCAUGCUGGCCUGCGCUCAUGAAGGACUGCAGCGGCGUGGUGGUCGUUUUUAAUCCCGAAAUUCCUAAUCAUAUCAAAGAAAUCGAGUCCUGGCACUCCAUGUUCAUCUCCUCUCAGGGGUUGCAGGAGAGCCAGUGUCUGCUUGUCGCUCACCACAAGCCUGGCGGUACAGCAGCAGAAGGUCGGCUGGCUUUAGCGUCACAGCUGAGCAGACUUCCACUUAUUCACUCUGACGUGGAGGAAGAACCGGAGGACGUGAGGAGAGCUUUCUGCAGCUAUUUGGGAAAAGUUGUAAAUACACUUUCGGAAAGCCGCGAGAGGGAGGAGAUGUCUAUCAUCACCUAGCAGCAUAUUCAAUCUAAUUCAGUGGUUCUUAACCUUGUUGGAGGUAGCCAACCCCACCACUUUCAUAUGCGCAUUCACCCAACCCUUCUUUAGUGAAAAAUUAAGUGUGUUUUUUUUUUAAAUUCAAGACAAAGUUAUAUGUUUUUGGUAACACUUUAGCAUGGGGAACAUAUUCUAAGGAACAAAGACUUAAUUUAGAGUUUUUUGGACACUAGGGGAACAUAUUCAAAAUAACAAAGACUUCAUUCAGAGUUAUUUGGUUAGGGUUAGAGUUAUAAUAAGGCCAUGCCGAAUAAGGCAUUACUAAGUACUUAUUAAUGACUAGUUAAGAGCCAAUAUGUUACUAAUUUGCAUGUUAAUAAGCAACUAAUUAAUGGUGAAUAUGUUCCCCAUACUAAAGUGUUACCAUGUUUUAUUACUGGUGCACAAAAUGAAGCGUGCAUGAACAUCACCUUGUUCAAAGAACAAAAGCAACAUAAACUCACAACAAAUGACACACCUGCAAAUCAGUCUGACUUCUGCUGUUGUCGUAUCCGUAAUACACCGAUAGGGAGAAGUUUUUAUUUACACGAUGAGUCGAGUGUGUCUUGAGCCCGACUCACCGAACCCCUAGGGUUCCAUCCAACCCAGGUUAAGAACCACUGAUCGAACCACUUUUUCCCUUUCAACUUUAACGAGCGUAAUUUAUUUCUUACCUGUCCAAAAACUGUUGUUUUAUGUUCAUUCACAGUUUAUAAGCCUUGCACAGAAAAAUACUAAGUAUAAAUAAAUGUUCAAGAUACAGGACUGUACCUGCUUUUAGAAAAAAAUUGUUUGUAUGAUUCACAGUAAAAUGUUACGUCUCUGCAGCAUGGUAGCGGUAGUUGUGACCCUAAGGUGCGGAGAUAGGAGACAACGUGCAGGUAAGAGUAUUUAAUGAUCACCAAAUCAACAAAAAUGAUUCCCGGGCGUGGCCACCGCUCCUGGCCACUGCUCCCCUCACCUCCCAGGGGGUGAUCAAGGGUGAUGGGUCAAAUGCAGAGAAUAAUGUCAUCACACUUAGUGUGUGUGUGUGACAAUCAUUGGUACUUUAACUUUAACUUUUUAAUGUUAAAAAAUAUAGUGCAGCAGGGACGUUCACGGAAAGCACAAGCAAGCUGUGCAUGUAAAGCAAAAUGAGCCGUAACAAAUACUAAGCAAUCAAUGAAAGCAUACCAACACAAGACAAACAAUGUUCCAUUAGCAAGAGGCAGGUGAUGCCGGCAUGUAAACCCUCUUGAUUAGCGAUCGGGGACAGGUGAGUACACUGACUGCCAAUCAAGACCAGGUGAGGGGAAACAGCAUUCAGAGACAGGUAUUAAGUCACUGCCAGGCAAAACACAAAACAGGAAGUGGAAAAUAAAAAAAUGAGUGCUAGACAGGAAGUAAAAUACCAAACAUGUGACAAUGGCAUGAUAUGUCAUGGCAUAGUCUUCACAAUACCUCCAUAAAGUACUUUAGUACCCAAACAAACAAGUAAACAUCCCCACAAGCAGUGUUGGGUUAGUUACUGAAAACCAAUAACUAGUUACGUUACUAGUUACUUUAUUUCAAAAGUAACUCAGUUACUAACUCAGUUACUUAAACCAAAAAGUAAUGCGUUACUGUGAAAAGUAACUAUUUAGUUACUUAUAUAUAUUUUUUAAUUUUUUUAAGGCCCCAUUUAAUGCCCUUUUAGCCUUAAUUUUAGUACUGUUAUUGC